This is a messenger RNA of Naegleria fowleri, 3519 nucleotides long. RefSeq lists its product as uncharacterized. The record is from RefSeq and is a predicted model, not a curated record. Gene Ontology annotation, molecular function: protein binding. The transcript has 3 exons. Lineage: Eukaryota; Heterolobosea; Eutetramitea; Acrasida; Naegleriidae. The coding region runs from base 1 to 3519 and encodes 1172 amino acids.
AUGACUGGCCCAACAACAACGAAGGUGAUGGCAUGGUUGCUAGUAGCCUUGCUGCUCAAUGAUACAGACAACAGAGUACAAGAGCUUGAGAUGGAAUUAGCCAAAAUAUUGAAAGAUAAACAACUCAGUUACAUUACAGUAUUAGAGUCAGACUUGAAACCAGAGUUAAAAAACUUUUUUGAAUCCAAAUCCAAACAAAAAUUAGUGAACACAAAGGAUGCUCUCGACAAAGCUUCUGUUGUGUUAGACGCUCUGGAUAUUAAUUCAACAGUUUUUGAUCAGAUGAAUGUUCUCAAAAGACAAGAACUUGUAAAAGCAAUGAGUUUAGAGUUAGAGUUGACCAAUUUGAUUACACUCACCAAACACUCGAUUGAUUCUCUCGGUUAUGAUGUAGCCACUCUCGUCAAUAAUUACACUCAAGAAACUUAUUCAGAUGAAUUAUUUUUCAGACAAAUGGACUUUGAAACAACACAAAACGAACAUUUUUACCUUAAUUCUAAACGAGGACUCUUCCAACAAUUCGAAACCGCUAACCCUUUGAACAUCACAAGAAUACGCAACAGAAUAUCAGCAGGAUUGGAACACGUUCUUGUAUUGAUGCCCAAUGGCAAACUCUAUUCAACAGGAGUGUACAAUGAAGGAAACUUGGGAAGAACCGUUCAAGACUCUCGACUUUUGUACAAGUAUCCAGUCGAAGGUUUAGACGGUCUUGAAAUUUAUCAAUUUGAAGCCAAUAGAUAUUCAAACUUAGUAUUGACCAAUAAGGGAGUAUAUUCAUUUGGACUGAACGAUCGAUCACAACUCGCUACAGGAGGUACAAAAACCAAAGUUCAAGCUACAUUUGUGAAUGGCUUUAGUAUGGGUAACAAAAUUGAGCAGAUUGCUUUGGGUUAUAAUUCUGCAUUUGCCAUUGAUGAAUAUGGAAAAUUAUGGGCAUGGGGUGCUAACGACCAGGGCCAACUUGGUGAUCGAACAUUUGAUGACAAGAACCGACCUUUCGCUGUCUAUCAGUUGCUUGGACCUCUCCGUAAUAGGACCGUUGUUAGAGUUUGUGCAGGUCAGAGCCAUACAAUUGCUCUCACAAGUGACAAUAUUUUGGUUUCAUUUGGUGAUAACACUUUUGGACAAUUAGGAACAAAUGACACAGUAACGCAAGGUGAACCAGUUAAGGUAAAAUUAAAUAAUUUACAAGGAAGACAGAUUUCAGAUAUUCAAUGUGGAACGAAACAUAAUUUACUUCUCACAACUGAUGGAAUGGUUUAUUCAUGGGGAUCUAAUGAAAAUGGACAACUUGGAGAUGGUUCAACAUUGAAUUCACUUGUUCCAAUAUUUGUUUCCUAUCUCUAUAAUAAUUUAUCUUGUGUUGCAGAGAGAAUUCACACAAGAGGGUUUGUUAAUUUUGUGAUUUGUUCUGACAAGAGAUUAUUCUCAUGGGGAAAGAAUGAUAUUGGACAAACAGGAACUGGUUCAAUUGGUUCAAAUAUUUUACGUCCAACUUUGGUCAAACAUUCUCUUCAACCUAUUGUCGACAUUUCAUCAAACGAAGACAACUCGUUCAUAUUCUAUGCGGAUGGUUCCAUACAAGCAACUGGAAAAUGCCCAAACACUCUUAUGUUCAUGAAUCAUGAAUGUAUAGAUUUGAAUCCUCCCUUCUGGAAUAACGUUACUGUACCUAAAAGAUUUGUAUAUCAUAUUGGAGGAACCUUCACCAAUGUUAACCAUCAAAACAACAUGAACCUUGUUUGGUAUCAUCGCAAACCAAUCUACUUUGAUAUGGGAGAUUUGGCAUAUUUACUGAAACAAGAAAAUACCAUUCCAACAAGAAGGAACAAUGGAUUUAACAUGUACGUUUCCAACAUCACAAAAGGAGAUUAUGAAUGGAAACUCAUUGAAUUCAAUGCCAAAACUGGAACUGGCUUUCCUGACUCGAUUUACAAUUCUCAUAUGCUAAAGCGUAACGAGUAUGUCUACUUGUUUGGAGGUUUUGUCAAUGACGAAGUUUCGAAUAGUGUCUAUAGAUGCCCCAUCUACGACCUGCAAAACGAUUGGGAACUUUGCAAUUUUACUUUACCAGUUCCUGUAGCCUCUGGUAUGCUUGUUCCUAUCGGUGAUUAUGUGUAUAUUUUUGGAGGAAUUACUUCAAUGUAUUCAUACAACUCCACAACCGAUUUUGCACCAAGAAAGAAUGCAAUUGUCACUGACAAAAUAAUGAGAGCUCCUUUAUCAGAUUUGACAUCAUGGGAGAUUAUGUCAGAUGUUCUUCCUGUCCCUAUUCAUUCUGCAUUUUGGGAAAUUGUUGGCAACUAUGUCUAUUUGUUUGGUGGCUCAAGAAGUGUUGGAACUUCACAAAUUAAUAUUUUCAGGGCAACCCUUCAAACUCCUUGGAUUUGGGAACACACCUUUGGUAUUCUUCCUUAUUACAUGAUUAAUACAGGUCAAGUUGCCUCCACAAACGACACAAUGUACGCAUUUGGAGGAACCAAUGCUACAACAGGUGUUGGAGGCCCUUACAUGGCAUAUGGUAAUAAGAGUGACAUUACCGGAUCAUGGAUGGCCAUUAACGACCCGACGAGAACCCAAGCUUGGUGCAAGAAAUAUCCAUUACUUUGUUUUUACUGUUACGGAGUUGAAGCGUCAAAUCCAAAUGUUUGUUCUGCUGCUGGAAAAUGUCUCGAUUACGAUAAAUGUCAAUGCACCAAUGGUAGAUAUGGAGAUAAUUGCGAAAAAUCCGGUAUUAUUGCCCUAAGCGGAAUUCGAAAAUAUUCUGAUGGUACCUAUGCUACCUCUUGUAAUGCAUACAAAAAUCCCACAAACAUUUCACGCGUCUAUCAGGGUAUUACUGGAGAUGGGUGGUAUUGGAUUAAACCAGACUUGGUGAGCAAUCCAAUGCAGGUCUAUUGUGACAUGACUACAGAUGGAGGUGGAUGGACAGUUUACUAUACUGUUGGUACCACCUAUAGCACAGUUAAUUUAUUAACUGGAGUUCCUUCGAGUGGAUUAAACUAUGAUAAGGAAGGCUAUUUUGCAGAUCUGAAAAGAGUAGCUUUUACUGAUGUGAUGUUUACCACAAACAACAAAAAACAUUGGUUCAAAAGAAAAACAUCCAAUGCCGUCAUUGUCAAUAAUUACAGAUCAGGAUACAUCUUAAACACUAACUUUGGAGACCCAUACUACGUUUAUGGGGCAAUAGCUGGAACUAUGGACGGUGGAGGUUUGUUUUCGGGAUACCUUGAUGGAGUUUUAGAUGCCACUACCGACUACAAAUUGUCUCUCACAGAUAAAACAUUGUGGGAUGGAGACCUUCCUGUUUCAGCAGGUCUUUGGAUUGUUGAGUAUGCUUACAGAGGAACCAAGGGAUAUAGAGCAAAUGCAGUAGGUAUAACAAGGAAGUCCACGUGUAAUUGGUCCAGUUGUGUCGUAAAUUGUUGUUCGGACUAUGUAGCUACUGGAAUUUGUUUCCAAGAAAGCUCUUUCGUGGGAUGCGCCACAACAACGCCAAUGACAGUCCUCAUAAGAUAA